AUGCUCUCUUCGAACAUCAAGGGAGUAAUCAAUGGUUUCCCUCUCCGAAUCGAAGUAGAAAAAGUCGUCGAGAAGCAAGUCGAUUUCAAUCCUGAUUUCCUCAAGAACAUGUUCUCCAAGAUCGAUUGGAAAGCCCUAGCCGACGCUUCAAAGAUCAUGGGAUACGCCGAGCUCCCUGAAGAAGUCCCCGACGCGUCGGUGCUUGAUUCCGAUGAGUUUUUGCAGAAAUUCCACCACGCACUUCUUGAACUUCACCUCGAGGAAGGCGCACUCGUUUGCCCGGAGACCGGCCGCCGGUUCCCUGUUAACAAGGGGAUACCUAAUAUGCUUCUCCAUGAAGAUGAGGUGUGA
This is a messenger RNA of Lactuca virosa, 351 nucleotides long. The record is from the annotation of a GenBank genome assembly. Lineage: Eukaryota; Viridiplantae; Streptophyta; Magnoliopsida; Asterales; Asteraceae.